GCAGACAGGAAGGGACUUUAAAACUGAAAGUAUGAAGUAAGAGAGGCAGACUCCAUUUCGCACUUCGACAAAGCAGGAGGAAAAAACAGGUAUUACCAGUUAAUCUGUCAGACCCGAGAAGAUGGAUGAUUUAAGAAAGGACAAUCCUAGAGCCACCAGCCCUCCUCGGUAUGUGGAGAGGAUAUGGCUGAAGGGCGACGAGACCAAGCCUGAGAAAUCAAACACCUAUGACCACUAUGGCAAAGAGGAUGAGACAACAGAAGCACAGGAUUUUGUAACCUUCUCACCUGCAGUGUUUCAAUGCAGGUUCCAACAACCUCUAUACAGGUACAAGUUCCCUGGUCCCGGUGCGUUCCGGUGUAAUUUGACCAACCUGGUGUUCGUAAUGGCUAAAGAGGCAGAGCUGACGUACAUGACCCUCAUUUGGGACGAAGACCUCCUCAACUCAGGCGGAAAGACGCCUGCAGGGCCGCUGUUCGAAAUCAAGAGUGCUGUCGAGGACGCCCUAACUCAGCUCCGCUUCCCCCACGGUGAAACAAAGGAAGCGAUGAAGGAUGGCGCAUUGUCUGUGGCUGACAUCUCUGAUGAGGGAAUGAGCAUCUUGAAGCCGCUGGAGAUGACAGAGACUCACGUGGUCGUGGACGUCCCUCACCUCUCUUCCUUUGGCCUGGUUUGGCACAUCAUCAAAAGGUUUAUGACAAAGAACCGGCCAAUAAGGAGCCAACUCAUGCUGUACCUACGAACACCGAUCAAAGAGCUUCAAAUAAUGACCGUGAUUGUCCUGCAGGAGAACGUCCCUUUGCAUGAGAUUUCCAGACAACAAAAUGGUGCUCAGCGCGUAAGGAUCCCAAGCCACUGUCAGCUGGACUUUGGUAACAAAUACAGCAUUCACGUUGAUCCUGAAGACCUGUUCCUGCAGCCAAUGCAUGAUGAAUUCUCACCCAGGUUCGGACCAAAUUACCAUCCGACAUUUGAAGUUUUCCUGGACACGAGCACAGAGUCCCUGAACUUGAAGCUCCAGGACCAGAGUGGGAAAGUAGCCUGGGAAAACAGAGUGUAUCUGCAAGAAGCAAGAUGGUUAAUGUCCCGGCGAAUGCCCUAUUCAGACAUGCAGCUGAUCUCUCAUCGGACAGCGCUCAGCAAUGGGAUAUCUCCAGAUACUCUGGAGAAGCUUCUCGAUGUGCUUAUCGAGAAUACAAUUCUAACUGAUGAGCAAAUUGAAUCAGUCCGCGCCAAACCCCAAGAAGAAAGAGCAAGAGAGGUGCUGCAGAUGGUGCAAUACAAGGGACGAGAUCCCAGCACAAUCCUGCUCUCCGCUCUCCGUGAGGUCGACCCGGUGAUCUGCAAAGAGCUUGAGAUAGACUACUAAGAACCUGUAGUGUGAGGAGAAAUCUCAAUCUCAACCCUAAACCCCUCUGGAGCUUAUUCUGAACGCAGCAGCCCAAUUAUUCUAAAACCCCCCUCAGUUCUCCCACAAAUAUACCUGCCAUCCCCUCCCCCCAUUGGCUAUCAGUAGAUGCCCAUAUCUGCUUGAAGUCACUGGUAAUGGCCUACUUUUUGGCACUUUUCCUUCCUACAUCCAGGACAUACUUAAAGAGGUCCUUUUAUGCUUUUUUCUGGUUCCCCUUUCCUGUCGUGUGUUAUAUAGGUUUUUGUAUGGUCUGCGAAUGCUAACAUCCCUGUGUUUCCUCCAGAAGGAGUUUCUCUCACAAGAACACACCUAUCUGUUAUCCUGGCUCCAAACUGGUGGAUUAAACUCCCAAUUUAUAUCAUGACAGCUGAACGUCUACACAUCUUCUGGCACAGAAUCAACACUCACCUGGUUCAACUGCACCUUUUCCAUAAAAAAAAUAAAUAAAAAAAAUUCUCACUUUA
Molecule: messenger RNA, 1875 nt
Organism: Trematomus bernacchii (emerald rockcod)
Lineage: Eukaryota; Metazoa; Chordata; Actinopteri; Perciformes; Nototheniidae
Product: caspase recruitment domain-containing protein 8-like
Exons: 10
Coding region: 122-1369 (415 amino acids)
Biological process (GO): regulation of apoptotic process
Source: RefSeq, a predicted model, not a curated record